GUACAAAUCAAGGGGGGUAUACUAACAAGGGGGUACUAUUUGCCGAGAAUUACGGUACUUUCUCAGUUGGUCAACUUCAAUUUAUCGACAGUAUAAAAUUUUCGUUACCUGGUUUAGCUAAAAUGGCAGAAAAUUUACGUGAUGAAAAGAAGGGUCAAACUAAAACACCGGAACAACUUGCCAAAUGUUUUCCUAUUAUGUCAAAGUUCAUUCCACCUAAUUUACUAUCAUUACUUACACGAAAAGGAAUAUUCCCAUGA
Acaulospora morrowiae is the source of this 260-nucleotide messenger RNA. The record is from the annotation of a GenBank genome assembly. Lineage: Eukaryota; Fungi; Glomeromycota; Glomeromycetes; Diversisporales; Acaulosporaceae.